This is a messenger RNA of Magnolia sinica, 895 nucleotides long. Its product is annotated as NAC domain-containing protein 6-like. The transcript is spliced from 3 exons. Bases 68 to 895 code for a protein of 275 amino acids. Gene Ontology annotation, molecular function: DNA binding. NCBI's taxonomy places the organism in Eukaryota, Viridiplantae, Streptophyta, Magnoliopsida, Magnoliales, Magnoliaceae. The record is from RefSeq and is a predicted model, not a curated record. Gene Ontology annotation, biological process: regulation of DNA-templated transcription.
CCCCCUCUUCUCCUUACAUAACCAACGAAGAGGCGUAUUCUCUUAAACUUCACCCCUCACUCGCAACAUGAACGGUGCAACUUCAGCGGAGCUAGAACUUCCAGGAUUCAGAUUCCACCCCACUGAAGAAGAGCUCCUUGAGUACUAUCUCUAUGGAGUUUUAUGCGGUAAAAAGCUCAGCUUUGAUGUAAUCGGAACCGUUAACAUAUACUGUCAUGACCCUUGGGAAUUGCCUGGGUUGGCUAAGAUUGGAGAGAGGGAAUGGUACUUCUUUGUGCCUAGGGACAGGAGAAAUUCGCAAGGGAGGCGGCCGAAACGGACGACCGAGAAUGGUUUUUGGAAGGCGACUGGUUCGGACCGUCCCAUACGGAGCGUCAAGGACCCGAAAAGAAUCAUAGGGUUGAGGAAGACGUUAGUAUUCUAUAAUGGCAGGGCCCCAAGAGGGUGCAAAACGGAUUGGGUGAUGAACGAGUAUAGAAUGCCUGAUGCCUAUCCAUUGCCAAAGGAAGACAUAGUACUGUGCAAGAUUUAUAGAAAAGCAAUGUCACUCAAGGAGCUUGAGCAAAGAGCUGCCACGGAGGAUGAUGCACUGCCGUUAAAAGAAUGCUUAUCUUUGAUUGGUAAUGUUUCAUCACAUGAGGAAGAGAACAUUCAUUUGCCAGUGCCCUUAGAAGAUGAUGUUCUGAUGGAGAAGAUGGAAAAUAUAAAGGAAAGCCAGCUUGUACUGCAGCAUCAACAACAACAGCAACGAGCGGGGGUGGAGACGAAGAGCUGGCCUGAGCUUCAAUUGACAAUAAAUAGCUUGAAAUGGAUUCAUGAUCCUUUCUUGUUGGGUAACCCAUGGCUUGAGAAUUGGAGCCCCUCUGCCAAUCUAUUGAACUUUCAGAUGUUCUGA